AUCCUUUGUUCCCUGUUCGUCAGCAGCCCAGAAGCGGGAGUGUUGAUAAAGCUGUAAGAGAGCUGCAGCAGCAGCAGUUGAUGAACUCUGGAAAGAAGUCCAGCAGCUUGAGGAACAUCUGGUCAAAGAAACUGGAGGGAAGCAGGAGCUCAAACAGCGGCAGGACGCAGCAGAGGAAGAGACACCAGAUGAUGGAUGAUGUUUUCCAGCCCAGAUUAGUGCUGCCAGCAGAUGUUAAAGAAGAGGCUCCUGAAGAACAGAGUCCUGAUGUGGAUCAGCAGGAGCCAGAGCCCCGCCAGAUAAAGGAGGAACAGGAGGAACUCUGGACCAGUCAGGAAGGAGAGCAGCUCACUGUGAAGGAGGAGACUGAUACCAGGUUUCCAUUAACUGCAGCUCCUAUCAAGAAUGUUAAAGAAGAGGCUCCUGAAGAACAGAGUCCUAAUAUGAACCAGCAGGAGCUGGAGCUCCUCCACAUAAAGGAGGAACGUGAAAGAAUCUGGGCCAGCCAGGAUGGAGAACAACUGAAUGUGAAGAAGGAGACUGAUGAUACCAGGUUUCCAUUUACUGUUGUUCAUAUGAAGAGUGAAGAGGAUGAGGAGAAACCUCUGUUCUCUCAGCUUCAUCAACAUCAAACAGAAGAUAGAGAUCUUCCAAGCAGCAGCUCAGCUGACCAGAUAAAAGGAGAAAUUAAAGAAGAGGACUGUGGGACAGCAGAAUCCAGCAGGAACCCAGAUCCAAAUACUCAUGGAAACACUUCCAACUAUUCAGAAACUGAAGAGAAUGAUGUGAACCACCAUAAAUCUGAGCUUAAAAAUUUGUCAGACUCUGAAACUGAAGACAGUGAGGAGGAUUGGAAGGAGAGCAGGACUCCAGGGUCAGGCAGAAACGCUGUCAACAAAUCUUUGAGCUGCUCUGAGUGUGGAGGAAAAUUUGCUAACAGACGCUCUCUUCAGAGUCACAUGACAUGUCAUCCAAGAUUAACGUCUUCAGAUUGUUCUGGUAGUGAGACGUGUUUCAGAGAAAAGAAAAACAUAGAUUCAAUGACGAAGUUUCAGACAGGUAGUAAAGAUUUUAACUGUGGUGAUUGUGGUAAAAGUUUUAAUUUGAAACAAAAUCUCAAAAGGCACACAAAAGUCCACACAGUGGGGAAACCCUUUAGUUGUGAUGCAUGUGGAAAGAGAUUUUCCCAGAAGUCAAGUUUAUACAUACACAUGAGAAUCCACACAGGAGACAAACCCUUUAGUUGUGGUGAAUGUGGAAAAAGAUUUUCCCAGAAGUCAAGUUUAUACAUACACAUGAGAACCCACACAGGAGACAAACCCUUUAGUUGUGGUAAAUGUGGAAAAAACUUUUCCCAGAAGGCCAGUUUAGACAAACACAUGAGAAUUCACACAGGAGACAAUCCCCUGAGUUGUGAUGUUUGUGGAAAAGGAUUUGCCUGGAAGUCAGAUUUAACCAGACACAUGAGAACCCACACAGGAGAUAAACCCUUCAGUUGUGGUAAAUGUGGAAAAAAUCUUUCCCAGAAGGCCAGUUUAGACAAACACAUGAGAAUCCACACAGGAGACAAACUCUUUGGUUGUGAUACAUGUGGAAAGAGAUUUUACCAAAUGUCAGUUUUAGACAAACACAUGAUAAUACACACAGGAGACAAACCCUUUAGUUGUGAUGUUUGUGGAGAAAGAUUUGCCUGGAAGUCAGCUUUAAUCAGACACAUGAAAAUCCACACAGGAGACAAACCCUUUGGUUGUGAUACAUGUAGAAAAACAUUUGCCAGGAAGUCCAAUUUAGACACACACAUGAGAAUCCACACUGGAGACAAACCCUUUAGUUGUGAUGUUUGUGGAAAAAGAUUUGCCUGCAAGUCAACUUUAACCAGACAUGUGAGAAUCCACACAGGAGACAGUCCCUUUAGUUGUAAUGUUUGUGAAAAAAGAUUUGCCUGCAAGUCAAAUUUAGACACACACAUGAGAAUCCACACAGGAGACAAAGCCUUUAGUUGUAAUGUUUGUGAAAAAAGAUUUGCCUGCAAGUCAAAUUUAGACAAUCACAUGAGAAUCCACACAGGAGACAAAGCCUUUAGUUGUGAUGUAUGUGGAAAACUAUUUGCCUGGAAGUCAGCUUUAACCAGACACGUGAGAAUCCACACAGGAGAAAAACCUUUUGGUUGUGAUGCAUGUGGAAAAACAUUUGCCAGGAAGUCCAAUUUAGAUGAUCACAUGAGAAUCCACACAGGCGAGAGAAGCCCUUCGGUUGAGAUGCUUUUGUUAUAAGAUUAUACGAAAAGUCAAAUCUAAAGCGACACUGAAUAACUCACAGAGGAACUAAACCGUCAAGCUGUGAUGCUUGUGCAAGUCAUCUUUAAACUGACAGACUAGAUCACUCUUAACCCACCACACACGGCAGGAUUAUCUCAUAAGAUUAUCUUGAUAGCUAGCACCAGGAUCGAGCAUGUCGGAAGAUCGGGAUGAAAAUCGGCAUAAAUUCCUGCCGUGUGAACCUGGCACUACUUACCUUCUAAUUUGCAUUGUGACUGGUUGUUUGAACAUAUACCAAUUGUUGUCCUUAAUUACUUUUAAAACUAAUUUGACCUCAUUUCCAGAUUCCUCAAAAUAAAUCUUGGUUCUUAAACCUAAAUAUCAACACUGAACUGUGACAUCAUUGCAUCAAUUGUAUUGGUCCCCUUUUAUUUGUAUAUAGUUUCAUUAGUUUCUGUAUUCCUUCAUGUUGCUUGGUAGUUUUAGUUUAAUGGUUCUAGUCUAGUAUUUUGUUAAUUGAAAUAUUUUAACUUGGAGUUUAAUUGUUUUUGUUAAUAAAUUCUUAAAUUUUGA
This is a messenger RNA of Girardinichthys multiradiatus, 2831 nucleotides long. Its product is annotated as zinc finger protein 260-like. The record is from RefSeq and is a predicted model, not a curated record. The transcript has 3 exons. Gene Ontology annotation, biological process: regulation of transcription by RNA polymerase II. Bases 81 to 2273 code for a protein of 730 amino acids. NCBI's taxonomy places the organism in Eukaryota, Metazoa, Chordata, Actinopteri, Cyprinodontiformes, Goodeidae. Gene Ontology annotation, cellular component: nucleus. Gene Ontology annotation, molecular function: RNA polymerase II transcription regulatory region sequence-specific DNA binding; DNA-binding transcription factor activity, RNA polymerase II-specific.